CUGACGUUUCCACCAGUGUGACAGUCCAAAGCUCAACUCUUUUAUGUUUCUUUGCGAUUUCGGAUCCAUCUCGGGCCCAAGGACGGGUUCGCAGCCACCGGGGAUAUUAAGAAGUUCGCGCUCACACAGCGUGGAGGCUCUUUACGCUGCCACUUGGCAGUGAAAUCGCGACCGUCCACGUCCUGCUUAUUUGUUCUUGCGCGAGCCCUCAGUGGAUCACUUUUGCACUAUGGAGUCAUCGGAUGCAGCACCGCGCUUCGAGAUUUGUAUCGCGGUUGCGAGCAGCAAGCACAGCCCCGGGUCUGACGACGAUGCUGUGGCGAGCUAUAUCAAGGCGUUGAAGAAUACUGGCCUCGUCGUUGAGAUCGAAGAGGGCUUGGAUUCGAUCAGAUUCAUCAAGAUCGCGGCACCUAUCGAGGUUGUCGGUCGCACAGCGGAGAAGCUCAACAUCAAGAAAUCGACUUACCUUGGAUUAGAAGUACCAUUUGUUUGGGAGAAGCGAGAUGCAUUUGUGCGACAAGCAAUCAGCAACUCGUUGUUUACCUGGACAGAAAAAUACAGUUGCAUGGAGUACCUGUUGUAUAGUGUGGCUAAUGAGAAAGACCAUCCUGUGAAGUUCACGGUGGGUGAAUCAUCGGAGCUAGAGCUAAAACCGGGAGAGAACAUCCUUGCAGUGCUCAAGGCUUCUGAAGUUGUUAAGGAUGUCUUCGUGCUUCACGAUGAAACUACGCGUAAUGAAUUGUUGAAAGGUUGGGCAAUGAACUUCAAAGGGCUUACGUCGCAACCUGUAGAUGCCAUCCACGCGUAUUUCGGUGCCAAGGUGGCUAUAUAUUUUGCGUUUCUUGGAAUGUAUACGCAGUGGCUUGUCAUUCCGUCUAUAGUGGCGGCUUUCUUUUAUUACAAGGAAUCAAGACCAUGGGGAACUGCUCUCCCUGUAGUCCUUUCUGUAAUGACUGUGGUUUGGUCAGUGCUCUUCUUGCAGUUUUGGAAAAGAAAAAACGCAGCACUGCUUACAAGGUGGGGAGUUUCUUUAGAUCGCAGCGAAGGGCCUGAGGAGGCGGAGAACAUAGAUUUUGCGGCGGUGACAAACGAGGGCGGGAUACAGGCAGGAAGAAUCCAUGAGAUGGAUAUCAACAAGCUGCAGAAGCAGGCAUUUCAGAAGAAGGAAUGGCUGGAACAGCUGAAAAGUGCGAGAAAUAAUGCGAUUGUUAUUGUGGGAAUCAUAUUCGUUCAACUUCCUUUCGAGCUUGCAUACGCACACAUGAACAAGAUGGCAUCAUAUGAAGUACUAAGGUAUUUUUUAACGGUGAUAUAUCUCUUAGGAAUUCAAGUGUUUACCAAUCUUGGAGGGAAGAUUGCAGUGAAGCUUACCAAGACCGAGCACUAUGGUAGCAAAGAGGCUGAAUCAGAUGGACUCAUCUAUAAGGUGUUUGGGAUUUAUUUCAUGCAGUCUUACAUCGGCUUGUUUUACCACGCAUUGUUUCAUCGAGACUUCAUUGUGCUACGGCACUUCCUUGUUCAACGACUGAUAAUCGCCCAGAUAAUGAGCAACAUUUCUGAAAAUGUGGUACCAUGGUUCUCGUAUUUGUAUGCGAAACAUAAAGCUACGAAGCAUGACGAGGAACAUAAAAAAUCGGAUGACAAGAAAAUACGCUCGCCAGUCGAAGAGGAGUAUUUGAAACCAGAAUAUAGUUCCAGUGUUGGAGACGAUCUGGAAGAUGGACUAUUUGACGAUUUCCUAGAACUCGCGCUACAGUUCGGCAUGGUUACCAUGUUUGCUUGCUCGUUUCCCUUGGUCUUCGUUUUUGCUCUCAUCAACAAUUUGGUGGAGAUACGCUCGGAUGCAAUCAAACUCUUGCUGAUGUUUCGAAGGCCCAGACCACGAGAGGCGGCAUCCAUUGGAGCGUGGCUCCAAAUCUUUCAGUACAUGGGUGUGGUGGCUAUCUGUACAAACUGUGCACUGCUGGUGUGCCUAUAUGACGAAGCUGGCCAGUGGAACGUAGAACCGGGGAUGGCCGCUAUACUCGUGAUGGAACACCUCUUGUUACUCGCAAAAUUUGGUUUCAAGUGCUUUGUUCCUGAGGAGCCCGCGUGGGUCAAGGCAAAGCGCGCGAGACGAUCCCGUCUCCAGGAGAAGUACACAUUGCAAAUCCUGAAAGAUGGAAAACAUAGAGACUUGUAAAGGACGAGCUUUCGUAGGUUUGAAGUGUGAGCAGCUUACUCUUAUACAAUUUGUCACAGUUUUGGAGCUCC
This is a messenger RNA of Selaginella moellendorffii, 2253 nucleotides long. RefSeq names its product anoctamin-like protein Os01g0706700. Lineage: Eukaryota; Viridiplantae; Streptophyta; Lycopodiopsida; Selaginellales; Selaginellaceae. Gene Ontology annotation, biological process: chloride transmembrane transport. The coding region runs from base 230 to 2182 and encodes 650 amino acids. Gene Ontology annotation, molecular function: chloride channel activity. The record is from RefSeq and is a predicted model, not a curated record. The transcript is spliced from 17 exons.